AUGGCCGACCCUAAAGAUGUUGAGGCUCCCCAAAAUGUGCACAGUGAGAAUAAGAGCGGCGUCGCCUUCGAUAUGGACGAUGUAACGAACCAAAGGCUUCAAAGCGGGCUGAGUGAGGCCGCUAUGAAUGCGGAGCUGCUGCAGCUUGAAGAGCAGGUGUACAUGCUCCGUAAAUCCCGCUUCGGGGUGGCUUCUUCCAAUCCUGCUACCUUCACCUACGUCCUCGUCGCUUUCGCGUCCAUGGGAGGUAUGCUGUCUGGUCUUGACCAGUCGCUUAUCAGUGGUGCAAACCUCUACCUCCCUGUUGAUCUGGGCCUUUCUUCUGCGGACAACAGUCUAGUCAACGCCGGCAUGCCGCUUGGAGCCGUUGCCGGUGCUCUUAUUCUUUCUCCAGCAAAUGAGUACCUUGGUCGUCGCAUGGCCAUCAUCGUCUCCUGCGUCCUGUACACUAUCGGCGCCGCCCUGGAGGCUGGCGCUAUCAACUUUGGAAUGGUCUUCGCUGGCCGAUUCAUUCUCGGCACCGGUGUCGGCUUAGAGGGUGGUACCGUUCCGGUCUAUGUCGCAGAGUGUGUCCCUCGCAGACUUCGCGGUAACCUCGUAUCCUUAUAUCAACUUAACAUUGCCCUGGGCGAGGUCCUAGGCUACGCCGUCGCCGCAAUGUUCGUCAGUGUCGAAGGAAACUGGCGUUAUAUCCUAGGCUCUUCACUGGUUUUCUCGACAAUCUUGUUCGUGGGCAUGCUCUUCCUACCGGAAAGCCCCCGGUUCCUAAUGCACAAGGGACGUGAGGUCGAAGCGUAUGCAGUAUGGAAGCAGAUUCGUGGGUUCGACGAUCUCGAAGCCAAAGACGAGUUCCUCGGCAUGCGGCAGGCCGUCUCAGCCGAAAAUCAACAGCAAGCCCAGACGAAGAAGUACCCUUGGAUGGAUUUCUUCACUGUGCCGCGUGCACGUCGUGCAAUAGUCUACGCCAAUAUCAUGAUCUUCCUUGGACAAUUCACAGGCGUCAAUGCAGUGAUGUACUACAUGUCGACGCUAAUGCAGGCAAUCGGCUUCGGCGACAAGGACGCCGUCUUCAUGUCUCUUGUCGGCGGUGGAUCGCUGCUGAUUGGGACUAUCCCAGCCGUGCUGUACAUGGAGCGAUUUGGUCGUCGGUACUGGGCAAACACGAUGCUUCCCGGAUUCUUUAUCGGCCUUGUUCUCGUCGGAGUUGGUUACACCAUCGAUGCUGAAAAAUAUCCGGCCGCAGCGCAGGGAGUCUACCUCACCGGUAUUGUGCUGUACAUGGGUUUCUUCGGCUCAUACGCUUGCUUGACGUGGGUCGUUCCUUCCGAAGUCUUCCCUACGUACCUGCGUUCAUAUGGAAUGACCACUGCCGACGCUAACCUGUUCCUGUGCUCGUUUAUUGUUACAUACAACUUCACGCGCAUGAUGGAGUCUAUGCAGCGGAUUGGCCUGACGCUUGGGUUCUAUGGUGGUAUUGCUGUCCUCGGCUGGGUUUAUCAGAUUAUCUUCAUGCCGGAGACUAAGAACAAAUCCCUUGAGGAGAUAGAUGAACUUUUCUCACUUCCUACUGCUGUUAUUGUUAAGCGGAACUUGAAGCAGACUGCGCAGGUCAUUCGGGACUUGUCGCACUUCCGUCUCAAGAAGGUGUUUUCUCCUGAGCCGUACAACUAG
Penicillium coprophilum is the source of this 1671-nucleotide messenger RNA. RefSeq names its product putative MFS sugar transporter. The coding region runs from base 1 to 1671 and encodes 556 amino acids. Gene Ontology annotation, molecular function: myo-inositol:proton symporter activity. NCBI's taxonomy places the organism in Eukaryota, Fungi, Ascomycota, Eurotiomycetes, Eurotiales, Aspergillaceae. The transcript has 2 exons. Gene Ontology annotation, biological process: transmembrane transport. The record is from RefSeq and is a predicted model, not a curated record. Gene Ontology annotation, cellular component: membrane.